This is a messenger RNA of Peronospora farinosa, 1338 nucleotides long. Lineage: Eukaryota; Oomycota; Peronosporomycetes; Peronosporales; Peronosporaceae. The record is from the annotation of a GenBank genome assembly.
AUGAACGUCGAUGCUCGACUGAACUCGCUCGAGCCACGCCUCUCGUGGUUCUACAUUCGAUUGCUAUUACUCACUGGUGUAAGUUGGGCAAUUAAAGCGGCAGAACUCGUAUUGCUUGAUUUUUCUCGCGUGCUUGUUGCCAACGACAUUGGCAUGCAAAAAUUUGAAAUUGAAAUCUUAGGUGCCAGUAUCUUCUUGGGAUCGAUGGCAGGAGGACCAAUUUUCGGCCACCUAGCGGACAAAUUUGGACGCCGGACAGCUCUGUUGGUUGCUCUUGUAUUUUCCUUGGGAGGACUCGCGGUGUCCGCUCAAGCAAAGGUCAUGUAUGUGCUGAUUAUUGGUCGCGUGAUUACUGGGAUUGGUCACAGCGGACAACUUUUGUCGACAGUUGUCUUGGUUCAAGAGUUGGCUCCUCGGCCAAUGCACGGUCGCGUGGUCUCGCUCCUUGAUGCUUUUACGGGUAUCGGUGGUUUGAUCGGUUUGGUCCUCGCGUAUGCUGUAGCGCCUUGGCUGAAGUGGCGCACUACAUACCUGCUCGUGUCUGGCCUUAUAUUGUACACAGUAAUACUGCGCUUUAUCGUUCCUGAAUCACCGCGCUGGCUUGCUAGCGUUGGUCGUACGGAGGAAGCUUCUGCUAUUGUCGAAAACAUUGAACAUUUACACUUUGAAAAGAAAGAGGUCGAUUUUACGUCUUUUUUGGAGUCUCUGUCGUCGCCUUCAUUGAAGACUUUGCGACUCAAGCGACAGAUCCCCACGUGUGUAAUUUGGACGUUGUGGACUGUGAUGACUUUGUCGGCCUACGUGUUGGGAACCUAUAUUCCAACGCUGAUUAGUCUCUCUGGUUAUAACAUGUUUGCGAGCUGGAUCACUAUUGCAGUGCUGAAUAUCGCUCAAGUGAUUGGUUCAUUCACGGCAGCAGCAGUAUUGGAUACUUACGGACUGCACCGCUCAUUCGCUGUUUUUGCAAUGUUGGCUGCAGCUGCCUCUGUUGUGCUAGGCCAUAUGACUUGGUCACGAGAAAUUGUCAUUACCUUUUCGUUUUUGGUGAAUGCUCUACUAUCUGCAUGCUGGAGUUGCGUUCUCACGUAUACACCAGGGCACUUUACUACUGCUUGUCGCGGACGAGGAAUGGGCUAUUCCGUUGGAAUCAGUCGCUUAGCUGCUGUCGGUGGAUGUUAUCUGUACCCCCACAUGUUUAAUGUGUGGAUUUUGUCUGUCCCUACACUAUGUUGGAUCUUUGGUAGUGUAUUGGCUGUAGUGGCUGCGGGUAUCGUACCGCAUUUCAGCUACCAGCCCUUGAAAGAAGAAGACGACGCGAUUCGUGUGCAUGAACAUUAG